Vombatus ursinus (common wombat) is the source of this 4073-nucleotide messenger RNA. It is a transcript of the gene LRRC1, whose product is annotated as leucine rich repeat containing 1. The transcript has 14 exons. The coding region runs from base 267 to 1841 and encodes 524 amino acids. Gene Ontology annotation, cellular component: postsynaptic membrane; adherens junction; postsynaptic density. NCBI's taxonomy places the organism in Eukaryota, Metazoa, Chordata, Mammalia, Diprotodontia, Vombatidae. Gene Ontology annotation, biological process: neurotransmitter receptor transport, endosome to postsynaptic membrane; neurotransmitter receptor transport postsynaptic membrane to endosome. Gene Ontology annotation, molecular function: protein binding. The record is from RefSeq and is a predicted model, not a curated record.
UGAGGUUGCUGGGAGCGCUUCCUGACCUCCCAGCCCCCUAGUCAGCCAGGACGAAGAAGGAGGGAAAGGAGGAGAACUACUGGGGCAAGAGCCUGCGUGGCCCGGGCUCACUGGAAGAGCAACAGCCGCAGCAGCAGUGAGGUAGGCGGAGGGGGCAUCAGGAACUCGCGAAGCAGACCCGGGAAGCGCGCGCUGCCCAGGACCCGCGGCGGCUUCGGGGCGGCGGUGGCCGCUGCUGCUGCUGUUGUUGUUUCUGUGCUGCGGCGAUGUUUCACUGCAUCCCCCUGUGGCGGUGUAACCGUCAUGUGGAAACCAUCGAUAAGCGCCACUGCUCCCUGGUCUACGUCCCGGAGGAGAUCUACCGCUACACCCGCAGUCUGGAGGAGCUGCUCUUAGACGCCAACCAACUCCGCGAGCUGCCCGAGCAAUUUUUUCAGCUAGUAAAGUUACGGAAACUUGGACUUAGUGAUAAUGAAAUUCAGCGGCUCCCUCCAGAAAUCGCUAACUUCAUGCAGUUGGUAGAGCUGGAUGUGUCUCGAAAUGAUAUUCCUGAAAUUCCAGAAAGCAUUUCAUUCUGCAAAGCACUUCAGAGAGCUGACUUUAGUGGAAAUCCAUUGACUAGGUUACCAGAAAGCUUUCCUGAAUUACAGAAUCUAACGUGUCUUUCUGUAAAUGACAUCUCACUCCAGUCGCUACCUGAAAACAUUGGCAACCUUUAUAACCUGGCUUCAUUGGAACUAAGAGAGAAUCUACUUACGUAUUUGCCUGAAUCUCUCACCCAGCUACAGAGACUAAAGGAGCUUGACUUAGGAAACAAUGAAAUCUACAAUUUGCCAGAAACAAUUGGAGCACUCCUACACCUUGAGGAUCUCUGGUUGGAUGGAAAUCAGCUGGCUGAGUUGCCUCAGGAAAUAGGAAACUUGAAAAACCUGCUCUGCUUGGAUGUCUCGGAAAAUAAGCUGGAAAGACUUCCUGACGAGAUCAGCGGCCUAGCUUCCAUAACAGAUUUAGUCAUUUCUCAGAAUUUACUGGAUGUUCUUCCUGAUGGCAUAGGAAAGUUAAAGAAACUGUCCAUCUUAAAGGCUGAUCAGAAUAGACUCGUGCAGCUAACGGAAGCAAUUGGAGAAUGCGAAAGCCUCACUGAGCUUGUUCUGACUGAAAACCAGCUUCUGACAUUGCCCAAAAGUAUUGGAAAACUAAAGAAGUUGAGCAACUUGAAUGCGGACAGAAACAAAUUAGUGUCUUUACCAAAAGAGAUCGGUGGGUGUUGCAGUCUCACUGUAUUCUCUGUGCGUGACAACAGAUUAACCCGAAUACCCUCAGAAGUUUCACAAGCAAGUGAACUUCAUGUCCUAGAUGUCGCUGGAAAUAGAUUACUGCAUCUGCCGUUAUCCCUGACUAACUUGAAGUUGAAGGCUUUGUGGCUGUCUGACAACCAAUCCCAGCCCCUGCUUACGUUCCAGACAGACACAGAUCAUGAAACGGGAGAAAAGAUUCUAACUUGUGUUUUGCUUCCUCAACUGCCUUCUGAACCUAGUUGCCAAGAGAACUUGCCCCGCUGUGGGGCACUGGAAAGCUUAGUCAAUGAAAUGUCAGAUGAAACGUGGAAUGAACGGGCAGUCAACAGAGUCAGUGCAAUCCGAUUUUUAGAAGACGAAAGAGAUGAAGAGGAUAAUGAAAUGAGAACACUCCUAAGGCGAGCUACUCCACACCCAGGAGAGUUAAAGAGUAUGAAAAAGACAGUGGAGAAUUUACGGAAUGAUAUGAAUGCUGCUAAAGGACUGGAUUCGAACAAAAAUGAGGUCAAUAAUACCUUUGACAGAGUGACCACUUCUGUGUAGAGCUUCACCUCCAAGUUUUUACCUCCUGUGUCUUCCCCUGCUGUUGAAAUGGUCCUGUCUUCCGAGGAAUUCAUCCAGCCCUUUGUCUUAACCAGAUCCUGACCCAUCAUCUCCUGGUACCGCCUGUUGGACGGUGCUGCUGUCUCGAAGGAAGUGCCUUAUACUAACUAGUUGUGGCACCAGUAAUCUCCAGAUAAUAUAUUUUUAAUGGAUUUUUGGUCACUUUUAAUGAGUAGAGUACACUACUGUACAACUUCACUUGUCAUUGUCCUAUAUUGGGAGAAGAAGGGAUUUUCAUCCUCUCCCCUCCAGUGCUGGGAUAUUCUAGACCCAGGUACACUUGGACCUACUGAUGAGAGAUAUAGUUUUAUGUGAAAAAAAAAACUUUUUUAAACAUUUUUUGGCAGCUCAGAUGGUGUAAAUUUUAAAAUUUUGUAUAGGCAUUUCAUAAGAAAAUUAUGUUUUUUUUGUUGUUGUUGUUUUAUCUAGAAAACGGUACAUACUUUACUAUUUGUUGGGGAAAAAGACAGUCCUGAAGUAUUCAUUUGUAUUUGUAACACCCAGUUGUGCCUUACUGUGUGUCCUGUCGUAUGUCAGACUAGUCCUAAACAAUGGCAUCCCUAGGCAGUGAGAUUAGGCUAGGGGGAUGUGCUUUUUUAGCCACGUGUGUCUUAAAUUAGCAAUCAACUUGGGUUAUUGUUGUUGUUUUUUUUAAAUCAACAGGAGGGUAGGGAACUAUCAAGAGGGACUCUUGAAUUGUACAUGAUAUCUGUUUGAUUGCCUGAGAGAUGAACCCACAGGACUAAGCUUCUUCUCUAUGAUUACUUACACUUUAAAAUUUUACAUGAAGACAGUGUCUUAAUUGUUCUAAUGCAGUGGGUUUGCUCCCACUGGUGAAGUUUGUACCAUUUGUGAAAAAGAGAAUCAAACAGGAAGCACAGUAGGAAACUGGUUCAGAGUAGGGAGAACAAGUAAAUGUACCACAGAGGAAAGUAUGAUGCUAUUGAAAAUGGCGUUAGAGGUUUUAUAUCUAGAUAUAAAACCAUAAUAAAGCAGAAACCUUAUAAAUAUAUAAGAGCAACAUUGGGUCAUUAUGAGUGCAAUUUAAUUUGAAAAUUGAGUUUGUUGAGAAGGGUAACAAAAUGCUACAAAAGAUGUUGAAUAAAAUAGCCGGUUGUGUUUUGAGGCAGGCAGAGGUAGGGAAGGUGUGUGUGUGUGUGUGUGUGUGUGUGUGUGUGCGUGCAUGUUUGUAUGUGUGUGUAUAUGUGUGUAUGCUUUUUUUGUCAGUUAUUUUCUACAAUAGGUGUAAAGGUGAUGAAUAUUUUGGCCGCAACAAUUGUAAAAUGGCUUAUAACAAGAGGUUGUGAUAUACAUCAUUCACCUUGAUGAAAUCAUAGCCUUUUGGAAGUAUUGAAGGGUGUGUUAUUUUGGGGGGAUGGGCAAAUAAUAUGGACUAAAAUUAAGGUGAAAAUGAAUGUUGCAAAUUGCUAAAAGAGGUCAGUGGAAUCAAAUCAUCUCACUAAUGAAGUCAACUCACCCUGGACAAUGACACCCAUCUUGUGUGAAUGUAUCAAGGAGUGUUUUUUAGUGGGUGGCAGUUUUCUCACAGAACAUUUAUUUGGUUUGUUCUUAUAAAAAGCCAUUUUCACUACCUAAGGUGCAUGUGGUUUGGAGUUAGGCACCUUUGGGAGUUGUAUUAUUACUCUCAGGCAGUCAGGUCAGCAUUUAAUGCUCACAUUAAUACACAGUCUCUGGGUGGUAGGGGCAUGUGACUUCAGCUUUCUAUUGGACUAACUGACCCAUGUGGAUUCUAAUCUUGGAUUCUUUAACAAUCUUGUUCCAACUAAUCAGAUGAAAUAAUAAUUUUCCUUUACCAUAAAUUUCCUUAUUAUUUAAUCUGCCUUUAUAAAGGUCUUUAAAAAAAACAACUAGGUAUUUAUUGAAUUUCAUGUACUCUGGCAAAGAAGUUAUAGGCCAUUUCUGCACCCCAUUCUUGGAAAAGGUUUGGUGUGUCUAUAGUGCUUUGUACAAUGUCAUCCUCUACUUUUUUCCACUUUUGCUUCCAGUGGAUGAAUAGAAAUUAUUGGUCAGAUGCAAGUGGACAGUUUGUAUUUUGGUGUAUGUGGUUUAAAAUUUGUAAGAAUGAUAUCAUGAGCAUGUUGUUUUUCAUCAGCUGAUCAAUUUAUUUAAAAAGAAAAAUCAUUUUGAUUCCAAAGCUAUUUUGUUUGUUUU